Acinonyx jubatus (cheetah) is the source of this 1228-nucleotide messenger RNA. RefSeq names its product phosphoribosyl pyrophosphate synthetase 1 like 1 (gene PRPS1L1). Gene Ontology annotation, biological process: 5-phosphoribose 1-diphosphate biosynthetic process; purine nucleotide biosynthetic process; ribonucleoside monophosphate biosynthetic process. The transcript has a single exon. NCBI's taxonomy places the organism in Eukaryota, Metazoa, Chordata, Mammalia, Carnivora, Felidae. The record is from RefSeq and is a predicted model, not a curated record. Gene Ontology annotation, cellular component: cytoplasm; ribose phosphate diphosphokinase complex. The coding region runs from base 203 to 1159 and encodes 318 amino acids. Gene Ontology annotation, molecular function: ATP binding; ribose phosphate diphosphokinase activity; magnesium ion binding.
AAAGUGGAUGCCAAGCAGGAAUUUUUUUCCCAAAGACUCAAGAUCAACAUAGACCAGCUCGCGCCCACCGUCUGAACCGGGCGGGUAACUGCCCGGUAACAACGGAAAGUCGUUUGUUAGUCUGUGGUCUGACUUCGGUUGCAAUCUUGACAGCAGCAGUGAUCGCCGGACGAAGAGUAAGUACCUCGAGUGAUUGGGCAAAAUGGCAAAUAUCAAAAUCUUCGGGGGCAGCUCCCAUCAGGACCUAUCCCAGAAAAUUGCCGACCGCCUGGGCCUGGAGCUAGGCAAGGUGGUGACCAAGAAAUUCAGCAACCAGGAGACCUGCGUGGAAAUUGGCGAGAGUGUGCGAGGAGAGGAUGUCUACAUAGUGCAGAGUGGUUGUGGCGAAAUCAAUGACAGUCUAAUGGAGCUUUUGAUCAUGAUUGAUGCCUGCAAGAUUGCUUCAGCCAGCCGGGUUACUGCGGUCAUCCCAUGCUUCCCUUAUGCCCGGCAGGAUAAGAAGGAUAAGGGCGGGGCCCCAAUAUCCGCCAAACUUGUUGCAAAUAUGCUAUCUGUAGCAGGUGCAGAUCAUAUCAUCACCAUGGACUUACAUGCUUCUCAAAUUCAGGGGUUUUUUGAUAUCCCCGUAGACAAUCUCUAUGCGGAGCCAGCUGUCCUGAAAUGGAUAAGGGAGAAUAUCUCUGAGUGGAGGAACUGCACUGUUGUGUCACCAGACGCUGGUGGAGCUAAGAGAGCGACCUCCAUUGCACACAGGUUGCAUGUGGCCUUUGCCUUGAUUCACAAAGAACGGAAGAAGGCCAAUGAAGUGGACCGUAUGGUGCUAGUGGGGGAUGUGAAGGAUCGUGUGGCCAUCCUUGUGGAUGACAUGGCUGAUACUUGUGGUACAAUCUGUCAUGCAGCUGACAAACUUCUCACCGCUGGAGCCGCCAGAGUUUACGCGAUCUUGACUCACGGAAUCUUUUCUGGCCCAGCCCUUGCUCGCAUCAACAGUGCGUGCUUUGAAGCGGUGGUCGUCACCAAUACCAUACCUCAGGAGGGUAAGAUGAAACAUUGCUCCAAAAUACAGGCGAUCGACAUCUCCAUGAUCCUUGCGGAAGCCAUCAAGAGAACUCACAACGGAGAAUCUGUUUCCUACCUAUUCAGCCAUGUACCUUUGUAAUAGAAUAACUUCAGGUUAUUCUAUUUUAAAAUAAGAUAAAAUAAAAAUAAAAAUAUGCCUUGCCCCUUG